AUGAAUCAACAGCGUACACUCCGUGGUCGUUCCAACUUAGCAACAACGAUGAACGACAAUAACGAUGGUCAGAUUAUGUCAGCAUCUGCAUCAUUUAUUCCAUUGAAUGAAGAAAUGUUUGCUUCUACCAUACAAUCCAACUAUUCAGACAUACAAAUAAAUCGGGAAUCGAUCAUAUUCAUUUGGUUAGAUUUGAAAAUUCUAUCAACGUCUAUAUUUAUCGGUGCAUUACGAGCAAUCAAUCAUACUGUUCGAACUUACACUGAUGUAUUAACUUGUUUGAAUGAAUCAAAAACUUUUAAAGAAAAGAUCUUUUUCAUAUCAUCGUCGAGUAAUGAAGAAUUAAUUGCAGCAAUGAAUAAUAUUGACAAUAUUGAAGCCAUAUUUGUACUUCAUUCUGAUAUUAAUUCUAUUAAAGGCAAUUAUCAUAAGCUUCUAGGCAUCUUUACUCAACAGGAAGAACUUAUUCGGAUACUGAAGGAGACACUCGAUAAAUUUCAACAGAUUCAACUAGAAAGAUUUAUAUUUGAACAAGAUAAUAUAUUUCUCUGGUUACAAUUGUGGAAAGAAGAGUUGACAAACCGAAAAAUUCCAACGAACAACAAAAGUGAUUUUGUCGAGAUGGCUCGAGACUAUUAUCGAAGUAACCCGAGAAGAAUCAGAAUUAUAGAUGAAUUCGAUCGAACAUACCGUCCGAAAGAGACUCUGCAUUGGUGUGUCGACAAGCCAUUUCCUUCAUAUCUUCUUCAACAUGCAUUUAUAUUUUGUCAACCGGAAGAGCUCAAUUUUUGUCGAUUUCUCAUUGCCGAUGCAUCUCGAUUGAUACAACAACAAUCGAAGCGUACUGGAAGUCUUCAACUCUAUCGUGGCAUGAAAUUACCAAGUAAACUACUCGAGAGCUUCGAAAUGCAUACGGGUAAAAUUAUGUGUGCAUGUGGCUUUUUUACUUGUACAAAAUCAAGAACGAUCGCCUUGGAGUUAGUUUCAUCGUCCGGCUAUCGAUCUGAUCUUUCAUCGGUUUUAUUUAAAAUUGAUUGUGAUGCAUCGGUAAAAUUAGUUGAGGUAUCUACAGAAAAUCGUUCAUCAAUUGUUAUCUUCGAUGUUGGUACAACUUUUCAUAUAAUAUAUAUCAAUCGGGGUACAACCUCAAUCAUCAAAUUGAAAGUAGUACCCGAUGAAGGAAAGAAAAUGGCACGCGAGUAUAAAGAUAAUCAUAAGGGGGAGACCAUUAAAACAAUGCUUGAUCAAUUGUUAACUUCUCCAAAACAGCGAUUGUCUCCUUCUUCAAAACAAUCAUCGUCUCCUCUUUCAGAAUUCAUACAUUCAUCAUCUUUAUCAAGUCAAAACAUAGACAGUAAACCGAAAAUAUCCAAUGAUGAAUUGCAAGCAGAGAAUCAUACGAAGAACGGUGAAAUCGAUUUAGCAAUUGCCGCAUAUCAACGUAUUCAUCCUAUAUCGACUUCUAUACUCGUUCGAAUGGGAUAUCUUUAUGCCGAUAAGAAAGGAGACUAUGAUAAUGCCCUUAACUGCUAUACACAGGCACUCAAAAUACAAGAGGAAACAGGCGAAAAUAUUGCUGAUACUAUCACUCGAAUUGGUAUGGUACAUCACGAACGGCAUGAAUCUGAUUUAGCCUUGGAAUAUCAUACUCGCGCACUCAAACUACGUAAAUCUAUUGUACCAUUAGAUAAUGCCUCUAUUUCUACUAAUCUAAUUGGUAUUUCAAAUGCUCAUCGAGCUCGGCACGAACUGGCAGAAGCACUUGAUUAUGCCAAACGAGCUUUAGCCAUACGCGAAGCUAUGGUACCCGUUAACGAAGUAAGUGUAGCUUCAAGUUUGGCGACACUUGCCAAUAUUCAUCAUGAUCUUAACGAUGAUUGUCAAGCACUUAAAGUUGGUAUGCGUGCAUUUGAUAUUUUUGAACGUAGUCUUCCGCCAAAUUCACCCGAAUCAGCUGCCUUACUCAACAAUUUGGGUGCGAUACAACUGAGUUUAGGUGCAAUAUCUGAAGCUCAACAAUUGUUUGAACAAUCAUUACAGAUUUAUCGGCAAAGUCUUCGGUCGGGACAUCCAUAUCUAAAAAAAUUGGAGAAUAAUAUUCAAUGUAUUACUCAAAUGAAAAAGCAAAAAGAAAAUGAUUGA
This is a messenger RNA of Rotaria sp. Silwood2, 2142 nucleotides long. The record is from the annotation of a GenBank genome assembly. NCBI's taxonomy places the organism in Eukaryota, Metazoa, Rotifera, Eurotatoria, Philodinida, Philodinidae.